Molecule: messenger RNA, 1549 nt
Organism: Urocitellus parryii (Arctic ground squirrel)
Lineage: Eukaryota; Metazoa; Chordata; Mammalia; Rodentia; Sciuridae
Source: RefSeq, a predicted model, not a curated record
GGCGUGAGGCUGCCUUUCCCGAGGACUACACAUUCCUCCCUUCUAGGAAACAGUCUGAGCACCAGACUUCUGCACACUGCAGUCAUGUGCACAACAAGUAUUAGGAGAGGGGAUGGAAAUUCCUUUUUCAAGAGRCUUCGGCACCUGUUGGAGUUCUGAUGUUUUACUUUCAGUUGAAGAACAGCUCAGUCCUCGCUUUCUCUGCUAUCAACCACAGGGAGCAUCACAUUUCCAAAAUCUGUGAAGUUUGAACAAGCGGCCUUCCCAAGAUGUACCGAAUAUCUCAACUGAUGUCAACACCAGUAGCAAGCUCCACCAGGUCCAACAGAGAAUGUACUGGAGAGCUGGCUCCCUCCUGCAUUUUCCCAAGCCUGGCCUUCGACUUCCUGGACGGUGGGAGUCCCUUCGAAUGCUGCUCCAUCGACCCCUUGACAGGCUCCCAUUACGCCUGUCGCCGCAGCCCCAGACUCCUCACCAACGGCUACUAUGUGUGGACGGAGGACAGCUUCCUGUGUGACCAAGACGGCAACAUAACUCUGAACCCCUCCCAGACCACCGUCAUGUACAAGGAGAACCUGGUCAGAAUAUUCAGGAGGAAGAAGAGAAUCCGCCGCUCCCUUCCUUCUCUCUUCAGYCUCAGUGCCUCCCAAUCCUGGCUGUGUGGAAGUGUCUUGGGUGAUUCUGAUACUCCCCCCCAUGAGGACAUCUGGCUGGAGGGUGCCAGGAGGCUGGAUCCAUACCACAGCAGCGAGAAUGAAGGGGAUUUCAACUGUUCUUCUCUGAUUGACAACCUGGAGAAGCCAAAGGCAGCAUCUGUGACAGCCUCCACUUCCAGCCAAAUCACAUCUCAGCCUCCCAGAGGAAGCUCCCAGGACACCCUUCAGUCCCUGUGGAAUGCCCCUGGAGGUUUGCAAGAGAACAUUGUGGAUCCUCCACAAACCAGUGUGUUUCCGGGUGUCUCCUUUCAGGCGGUGCUGCUUACAGCAUGCUUCAUCAUUUCUCUAUGUGCAAGAUGGUGGAUUGGAGGAGUAUUAUCCAGUGUCUUCACGUGCACGCUGGUGAUAACAAUUGCUUAUGUUGUCCAGUCAUUGUUCCUCAGCCUCGCCAGCUAUUUCAAAGCCACCGCCCAUGCCUGGUUUGCCAGAAUUUGACAACCAUUUAGGAAUGCCUCUGAUGAAUCUCUUCCAUCUGAAUAUCCGGAAAUUGUCCAACUUGCAGUCUGCUUGGAAUUGACUGUUAUAUUUGCAAGGGAGUAAGCAGCUGGAUGAUGGAGGGGGGGAGAAACAAAUUUGGCUAUGGGACUUCUGUUUAAACCCUCAGUUUCCCCUCACAAUGGUAACAUGCUUAUGAGAAACAUAUGAAUUUGCUUUUCCUUUGCGAACACUGGAGGUUGAAAAGGAAAGGACGAGGGUGGGUGAGAGGGAACAGAGCGCUGGAGUGAAUGGCCCUGUCACUCCCUCAGGCCCUGGUUCUCAAGCAUUAAUUUUCACUGGAGAAUCCUGUGUGGGGCUUGUAGAAGGGUGGAUUCCUGGGUGUGCCAGCUGGUGGG